AUGCACCGUCCCUUCGCUCUUGCCAGCUUAGCGCUCUCUUUGAGCCAAGCUGCUGCCUUUGAGGGCAAUCUCAGACCCAAACCGGAGCUCAUUCCGAAUGCAUUUGUGGUUGAGCUUCGCGAUCCAAUGAGUCUCGGCCGCCGUUCGGACGAACACACCCAUGUGUCAUUCAAGCGUGCGCUCUCGUCCUUGACCUCCUUCGAUGUGCGAUACGAAUACACCAAUCAUGAACUUUUCUAUGGCAUCUCGAUGAACAUUCACAACAAUGAGUCUCUCGCUGUGUUGAAGUCCCUACCUGAAGUUAUCAACGUCUCCCCAGUCCAGUUCAUUCCACGGCCCCUUCUUGCUAUCGAUUAUGAAAGUCGCUCGGAGUCGUCCUCCUCGGUGCAUACUUCUCGUAAGCUAGCAAAGAGACAGCAGAUUCCCGAGAAUAACUUGGACUACAACGUUCCUCACACAAUGACUGGAGUUGACCGUGUGCACGCUGCUGGUAUCAAAGGAAAAGGAGUUAAGAUCGCCGUCUUGGACUCUGGUGUCGACUACUAUCAUCCUGCCCUCGGCGGCUGUUUCGGACCUGGAUGCAAGAUCUCGUUCGGAUAUGAUCUCGUUGGUGAUGAGUACGACGGAUACGGUACCCCAGUUGAAGAUGCAGAUCCUCUGGCUGCGUGUGUUGGGGGUGGACAUGGCAGUCACGUCUCAGGAAUCAUCACCAUGGAUUCAUCUUCCAACGAUACCUUCAAAGACAUGGUGGGCGUCGCACCUGAAGCAACAUUAGGUAUGUACCGCGUCUUCGGCUGCUCCGGCGGCGUUGGCAGCGACGUACUCGUGGCCGCAAUGAUGCGCGCCGCCAGCGAUGGAGCCCAGAUCAUCAGCAUGUCUAUCGGCGGUUUUUCCUCGGUCGGCAACUCGCCAAACGAUCCUUACCACGUCCUGAUCCAGAAGUUAACGGACAGUGGCAUUGCUGUCGUGGCUGCUGCGGGCAAUGACGGGGCCAACCUCCCCUUUGCAGUCAACGCGCCUGCCAACAGCCCUGCUGCCAUUGCAGUCGGCUCUAUCGAAAACACUCUUUUCCAGACGUUUGAGCUGAUUGAUUCAAAUGGCGAACUCAUUCGUUAUGGAAGUCUUUACCCCUUUCCCCUGAACCGCACGCUAAUGGCGGUGCACGUCGGCGAUGGGGGCGUCCAGGGCAACUUCGGAUGCCGGGCGGCGGACUAUGAUGCCAUUGCAAGCAAAGUCACUGGUUCGAAGGAGAACUACGUGAUCGUGGUUCGACGUGGACUUUGCGGUCUUUCCUUGAUUCAGGAUGUUGCAGCUACCGCAGGCUUCAACAACAUCCUGACAUAUCCUGAUAAGGACGUUCUUGACAAUCCAUUUUUGGAGGGAUUCAGUGCAACCUUGCCAAAUGCUGCGCGUAGCUUCGGUAUAACGACAAACAACAAGAUUCAGGUUGGAUCUCUGAAAGGCGGAUACUCUGUAACGUUUCAAACUGCUGUUCCCCAACUCACACGACAAGCGACCUGUGUGGGAUCCAGCCUCAAGCCUCAGAUCAGUGCCCCUGGCGGUCAAAUUCUGCCGACCUGGCCCCUUGCUGCAUCAGGAUGGGCGCUGGCUAGCGGCACCUCAAUGGCUACGCCGUACCUUUCUGGUGUUCUCGCACUCGUGAAGUCGCGAUUUCCGGAACAAUCAGUGACCGAGAUACUCAACCGUCUCCAGUCAACCUCAAAGCCGACAACUCGCGCCACCCGUAACGAUGUUUCGCCUCCUGUUCAUCAGGGAUCCGGCUUGGUCGACGCCUACAACGCGAUUUUCUAUCCUUCAUUCAUCUCGCCUGGCCAGUUUGAUCUCGGUCCCAAUGAGAUCGUCGCCCGGUCCAGCUACUCUAUCAAUAUUGCAAACCCGUCAGACAAAGCCACAAAGUAUACCCUAGGUCACACCCCAGCUCCUGGCAUGGCUCGCUACCCUAAUCCGGACGUCUCCGACCAGGUCGGAUUCUUCAGCAAUGUCUAUCAACGACUAGCCUCUCUCCCUUUCGCAGCAACUAUCAACUUCCCAGAAGGUUCAAUAGUCACUCUAGGUCCUGGUGAAAGCAAGACUAUUUCCGUGGAGAUCGUCCCGCCGCAAAACCUCCGAGCUUUCAUGAUCCCUUUCUACUCAGGCUUCAUCUCCAUCUCCUCUGACCAUAAUGAAAAGCUUUCUAUUCCGUACCAAGGGGCCGGGUAUAACUACACAGCUGCUCCAAGCUUGGGAACCGAUCCUGUGCCGUCUAACGUUCUCAUACCCGUUACCGAGUAUCCCGUGUUUGGAGCUCCACAGCUUGUCACGUCUGACGGCUUCGGUAUUCAUGACUACAUCAAAAUUGAUCCCGCCGAGCUGACCCUUUACUACGCCGGAAUGCAGCCUGUGCGGAUUGAGAGGCUGGACGUCGUUCGGGCUGACACAGACUUCGAGCCCACGUGGUAUGGAUUCAAUCAGAAUAGACCUCUGAACUACACCAAGACAGCGCAGCCUGUCAACGGCACAGUCGCCGGCGCCGAGUUAUUGGGCAACCUGUACGUUAACUACAACAAUGCGCCUGUGACUAGCUUGUUUGACUCCUGGCCUGUUCCAAGGUUGUGGGACGUCGAGACAGCGUCUGUCCCAAUACCUAUGUUGAAGGGCGGAUACAGACUACUGAUAUCUCACUUGAAGUAUGGUGCGGAUGAGACUAAGCCUGAGGACUGGUCUACCUGGAUGAGCGGUGUUAUCGAUGUUCCCGAAGAUUACUACCCAUAA
This is a messenger RNA of Colletotrichum lupini, 2772 nucleotides long. Its product is annotated as peptidase. Gene Ontology annotation, biological process: proteolysis. The record is from RefSeq and is a predicted model, not a curated record. Gene Ontology annotation, molecular function: tripeptidyl-peptidase activity; serine-type endopeptidase activity. Bases 1 to 2772 code for a protein of 923 amino acids. Gene Ontology annotation, cellular component: cytosol; cell wall; membrane. The transcript has 3 exons. NCBI's taxonomy places the organism in Eukaryota, Fungi, Ascomycota, Sordariomycetes, Glomerellales, Glomerellaceae.